This is a messenger RNA of Hibiscus syriacus, 468 nucleotides long. RefSeq lists its product as uncharacterized. The annotation marks the transcript as partial. The transcript is spliced from 3 exons. The record is from RefSeq and is a predicted model, not a curated record. NCBI's taxonomy places the organism in Eukaryota, Viridiplantae, Streptophyta, Magnoliopsida, Malvales, Malvaceae.
UUGGUGAGCCUAUCCCAACCCGAUGGAGCCGAAAUUAAAGUUUCAACGAGCCGGGAACGAGCAACGAAUCCAUUGGUGUGGUGUGCCGCCAUCAUCUGCACCGUCUUGACCGUAGCGGUCAUUAUUGCAGGCAUUGUCACCUUCAUAGGAUACUUAGUUAUACAUCCCAGGGUGCCUUACGUUAGCGUCAUAGAUGCUCACUUAAACUGUAUGUACUUCUCGGAUUCAAGUUACAGCCUAGGUUUGAACGGGGAAGUGGUGGCACAGCUGGUAGCACCACCCUUUGAAGUAAACGUGGGGUUGAAGAAAGAUUUGAUAAUAUUGGACUUCAAAGGCGGUAGCAGAGUGAGAUGGAGGAUAAGCAAUUUGGGUUCAGUUAGGUUCUUGUGUCGUCUCGAUUGUCAGUUGCAUUUCUAUCCUUUGAAUGGAACUUAUAUUCCUUCACGCUGUACUUCCAAGACCAAAUGA